Molecule: messenger RNA, 1314 nt
Organism: Populus nigra (black poplar)
Lineage: Eukaryota; Viridiplantae; Streptophyta; Magnoliopsida; Malpighiales; Salicaceae
Exons: 6
Coding region: 399-875 (158 amino acids)
Source: RefSeq, a predicted model, not a curated record
GAGAGGAGGGAGGGAGGGAGGGAGAUGAGGAAUUACUAGUAAACUAAUAAGAAACAGCGAAGCUUCAACAUCAUAAAAACAUCACCUUUUUUUCUUUUUUAACAUCAAUAGAUCAUACAGUAAUCGGUAGCUUAUCAUGGAAGAUGCAGGAAAAAAAGAUUGAUGUUCUGUUUCAACAGCUCCUACUCCCCUCCUUCCUGAAAGAGUAGAGAGAGACAAGAGUUUGCUUCUUCCAAGACCCCAGAGAGUGCUAUACAUACAUAUUCUCCCUAUCCCUUUGCUUGAUCAGUACUUGACAGUGGCGGGGGCUCUUUAAUCUCUUGGCUUCUGGGCUCUGCUUCCAUCUUAAUCUGCAAUGGAGGAGUUGCCCGUGCAGUAUUUGACCCUGAUUUUCUGGGAUGACAACAUGCUCGCCAUUACUGUUUGAGUUCCAUUGCUUGAAGACUGAUGCUGCAACUUUGGAUAAAACUGCUUUUGUUGUGUUGGACAUGGAGAGUCUUGCACAGCCAUCAGAUAGGAGCUCUGGGAGCCCAAAAAUGACAAGAGCGCUGUCUCGAAAAUGGUCUUACCGAGCAGAACGAUGGACUGGUAAUGAAGAAGAAGGCAUUGAUGAACCAGCGAAGAAACUCCUGAUAAAAGGGAGCUCUCAGCUGGAUCCUUUGAAGCAGCAACUAGUCACAAAUAAAGCACUCGGUCCCUCCCUAACAACCCCUGGCGGCCCUAAUCUCGCAGACCCGGUUGACGGAUGGAACAAGAGGUUUAACCGGUUAAUGGCAAUUAGUCCUCGGAAGAUCCUUUUCAUAUUUGCAACCAUGUCCAGCAUGGGCACACUGAUGCUCAUAUACUUUACCCUUGCCAUUAAUAGAAGCACUUAAUGCACGGAGGGCUGGUAGCAAGGACGAUCGUCCUUUACGCGAAGCCAAGGAGACAAAGAAAUGGUCCACAUGGAUCAACUGUAUCCUCCUUUUAAUUUACAUCUGCUGUUUCAAUACUGUUGUACUUGGGAGGAGGGCUGGCCUCCUGCUCCCAGCUAGACUCGACGGUAAAAUGCUUCUCUCUACCUGCUGGUGGUUAAAGAUUAAAUUUAUGAUCUGCACGCCCUCCAUGACACAGCUUCUUUAGUCAUCUUUUUUUUUUUUUUUUUAAGUUUCAGGCCACACAUGUUUGCGAAGUGUUUGCUGCAUGUGUUGAUUCUCAGAAGCUAAACUAUUUGAGUUGUUUUUUUUUUCCUUUUUUAUAAGCAAGGUUUGUAAAUCAAAAUCCUUUUUCUCAAUUCAUGGAGCACCCUGUUCUUUUUAUGGGAGAGCUUGGAUA